AUGACACUCUCUCUCUUUCUCUUGUUCAGUUUUCGCGCUUUUUGUCUCCCUACCUCUCUUUGUCAUUCUCAUCCUGCAAGUGUCGUUCAUCCCGUUCAUUUUUUUUUUCGUCCGCUUCACGCAGUUUUACACUCUCUACCUCGGUCUUGGCCCGCAUCACUCACUCUCUCACAUAGUAUAUACCCGUUUCGCUCAAUAUAUUGCUCUCUGUUUGCCUUGCUUAGUCUCUCGCCCUCUCUGACGGCAUUGCUUUCUCUCUCUCUCUGUUCGCCUUGCUCUCUCUCCGUCCACCUUGCUUCCUCUCUCUCUCUCUCUCCGUCCACCUUGCUUCCUCUCUCUCCGUCCACCUUGCUUCCUCUCUCUCUCCGUCCACUCUUCCGUCCUCUCUCUCUCUCUCCGUCCACUUUGCUUCCUCUCUCUCUCUCUCUCUCUCUCUCUCCGUCCACUUUGCUUCCUCUCUCUCUCCGUCCACUUUGCUUCCUCUCUCUCCGUCCACUUUGCUUCCUCUCUCUCUCUGUCCACUUUGCUUCUCUCUCUCUCUCUGUCCACUUUUGCUUCUCUCUCUCUGUCCACUUUGCUUCCUCUCUCUCUCUCCGUCCACUUUGCUUCCUCUCUCUCUCUCUGUCCACUUUGCUUCCUCUCUCUCUCUGUCCACUUUGCUUCCUCUCUCUCUCUCCGUCCACUUUGCUUCCUCUCUCUCUCUCUCCGUCCACUUUGCUUCCUCUCUCUCUCCGUCCACUUUUGCUUCCUCUCUCUCUCUCCGUCCACUUUGCUUCUCUCUCUCCGUCCACUUUGCUUCCUCUCUCCGUCCACUUUGCUUCCUCUCUCUCCGUCCACUUUGCUUCCUCUCUCUCCUCCACUUUUCCUCUUCUCUCUCUCUCCGUCCACUUUGCUUCCUCUCUCUCUCUCUCUCCGUCCACUUUGCUUCCUCUCUCUCUCUCUCUCCGUCCACUUUGCUUCCUCUCUCUCUCUCUCCGUCCACUUUGCUUCCUCACUCUCCCCUCCCUGUCCCGCUCUCCCUCUCUGUCAGCCUUGCUCUCUCUGUCAGCCUUGCUUUCCUUCUCUCCCCCUCUCUGUCAGCCUUGCUCUCCUUCUCUCUCUCUCUCUGUGUCAGCUUUGCUCUCCUUCUCUCUCUCUCUGUGUCAGCCUUGCUCUCCUUCUCUCUCUAUGUCAGCCUUGCUCUCCUUCUCUCUCUCUCUCUGUCAGCCUUGCUUUCCUUCUCUCUCUCUCUAUGUCAGCCUUGCUCUCCUUCUCUCUCUCUCUAUGCCAGCCUUGUAUAGUAUCUAA
This is a messenger RNA of Acanthosepion pharaonis, 1287 nucleotides long. The record is from the annotation of a GenBank genome assembly. Lineage: Eukaryota; Metazoa; Mollusca; Cephalopoda; Sepiida; Sepiidae.